Molecule: messenger RNA, 516 nt
Organism: Rhizoctonia solani
Lineage: Eukaryota; Fungi; Basidiomycota; Agaricomycetes; Cantharellales; Ceratobasidiaceae
Exons: 5
Coding region: 1-516 (171 amino acids)
Source: RefSeq, a predicted model, not a curated record
AUGUCAGCGUCAAAAGCAGUGCGGAAGAGAACGUUUCAUCCCCCGUGCGUAUCGCCUCCUAAUUCCGGCGGCUUGGAUUGGGGGAGAGGCAUCAAGAAUGGGCGCUCACAGAGCCUUUCUCGGGCUGUAUAUAGACCUGCGCCGCCUGGGGAUACUCACCCCCGUGCUGACUCUGUAUACCCCACGCCUGAGUCUUCUGCGUGGAGGCCUAUGGUGGACAUACCUCCGCCACGCAGUAAUCCCUUGCGUGCACCGGACUUUUCAAGUGCAACACGCUCACAAGCAGUGGAGGAGUCUUACCUGAGUGACUCGGGGGAAGGAUCUUGUUCAAGCUCAGACUCGGACUCAAGCAGGAAAAAUUCCGACUCGGGGGGCGAAGAUUCCGGUCCGGAUAAAUUGGCUAGCGAGAGCGAGGGCAAAGAGUACAAAGGAGGCGGGCAGAAUGAGCAGGAGAAUAGGGGCGUUCCCCCUGCUGUUAUACAAAAAAAGCAAAAUCAAAAGUUGUCAGCGGCUUGA